Molecule: messenger RNA, 1995 nt
Organism: Colletotrichum karsti
Lineage: Eukaryota; Fungi; Ascomycota; Sordariomycetes; Glomerellales; Glomerellaceae
Exons: 3
Coding region: 1-1995 (664 amino acids)
Source: RefSeq, a predicted model, not a curated record
AUGUACCGUGUGCUUCAUAUUCUCACAAUAUUGAGCGCACUGGUAUCCCUCUGUUUAUGCGCGCCAAGUGUCUCCGGCCUAGACUGGCCAUCAGACCGGGCGUUGCCAUUGUUUCCAGACGUUGCAAAAGACAUUGAGUACGCCAGACUCAGUGCCCUUUCCGGCAAUGAGCAAGUCCUCCUGGUCUCUUUGCAGGGCUUGGUCAAUCGUCAAAAACCUCGGCUUUAUCUUUACUGGUCAGAAGACCCCAAGAUGCCUGAUGAUGCCACCAAUGAGGCGUGGCUACGGCAAUUCGAAGGCAUGGGUAUCCAAAGCGCGGACGUGACGAGCACUCCUCUCCGGCUGGUCGAAAAGUACAAGUCCGAGGUCCGCGGCGCAAUCAUCUAUGAUCUCAAACUGCCAGAUACGAUCAACCUGGCGUCGACGAUGGCUGGAAUCUCGGGCGCCGUACUAGCAACUGAAGAUCUGGCGCGGCGCCUCAAUCUCACCAUCACUGAGGACCUUAGGGGGCGGUUCAAAGACAAGUACGAGAUGUACGACUACGCGGCCCGAAAUGUUUGGCCCAAAGUGACCGACCGUCUUAUUACAGCAAUCAGGCCUAGUUCGACUGUCUUCUUCGCGAAUAGAACCUGGACUUCACUCUUAAAGGCGAAUUCCUCCUUGACGGAUGCUUCUAACAACGGCACAUAUCAAAUCGAUCUGUCUCAGUUCAUCAACCGCAGUAACGCCGUUUACGUAAAUAUUAGCGAUGCCUUUCCCGCCGAUGGCUAUGGCCCUUCAGUGUUCAAUGUGAAGGUUACGACGGGUGGAAACAAGACCAUAGCCGACUUUCGGCCUGGCACCGAAGAUGAGGACUCCUUUCUGUUCGACGAUGGCGGCUCGCACUUGGCCGACUACCCUGGAGGAUGGAGAUUCGCGGAUGGCACCGCCGCGAUGAUCUACAAGUUCAACUAUCCAUCCCGAGUCACUAAUUUGACGCUCACAUUGUCCAUGUGGAACCAAUUCGAGGUUUCAGCAACAACGUCAACGCCCGCCUAUCAGAAGGUGAACUCAAUAUUUCGCGACUACAUCGUCGCUACAGCCGCGCCAUGUAUUUGGCUGGAUAGCAACAGGCCUCGAGAGGCGGCACUGCUUGACAAAAUUCUCCGUCAAUUUCAACCGAACGCAGCUUACCUCGGCUGGUUUCCCAACGGGAAUGAGAUGUCCGGCGUCACGCAGUUGGCACGAAGCGGCGUAUAUGUCGGCGCCACGGACUUUUAUUUCAACCCAACUAUGUUCAGUGGUUUCAGAACACGAGAGAAAUCAGAGAAGCCUGCGAUAGGAGGGCCGCCAUGGGGUCCUCCUGGUCCUCCUGGUCCGCCGCGAGAGCUGCCAGGGCGGCCGCCAGGUCCAGGACGCCCUCCGCCCAGGAAGAAUGCCAAAGUGUACCUAUGCCUCGUCUAUCUUGAAGGGGAUAACAUUCAGUAUGACCAACGGGCUAUGUUCACACACUGGAACGACCCCGAGAGAGGCUCCGUUCCUCUCGGCUGGACUAUCAGCCCUCUACUGCGGGAUAUCGGUCCGGGUAUACUGUCGUACUAUCAGAGAACGUCCACCGAUAACGAUUUGCUCAUCGCCGGACCCGACGGGGCGGGUUACACCUACCCAGGGGUCUGGCCGAGGAAAGCUCUGGCAGCGUUCCUCUCUCAAAGCGGGGAUAUUGCCUUUCGAGACGCCGUGGUGACGAAUAUGGUCAGCAUUGGGAACGAAGACACCAGCGCAGCGACGCUGCGAAACAUCUCGGAUAACUGGAAAGGCCGCGGUCCCCUUUUCAUCGCUGGCGCUGUCAGUGCCUUUGAUGUGACGCCAGCUAAUAUCAGUCGCAUGGUCAAGCAGCUGGGACCCGAAUUUGAGAUCGUCCGGCCUGAUACGUGGUUCGAGUUAUUGAGAGUAAAGGAGAGACCACCUGGCCCUGGACCGCCUGGGCCAUGGCCACCUUGGCCACCCGGUCCUUAG